This is a messenger RNA of Zalophus californianus (California sea lion), 3529 nucleotides long. It is a transcript of the gene CPM, whose product is annotated as carboxypeptidase M. The record is from RefSeq and is a predicted model, not a curated record. Gene Ontology annotation, biological process: proteolysis. NCBI's taxonomy places the organism in Eukaryota, Metazoa, Chordata, Mammalia, Carnivora, Otariidae. Bases 86 to 1417 code for a protein of 443 amino acids. Gene Ontology annotation, cellular component: cell surface. The transcript has 9 exons. Gene Ontology annotation, molecular function: zinc ion binding; metallocarboxypeptidase activity.
GCCGGGGGCGGGGUCCGGCAGCGGCCGUCCCCCGGCCCGGCUAUAAUGUCGGGCCCCGGCGGGCAGCAGGCGGCGGGUGGAGAACAUGGACUUCGCCCGCCUGUGGCUAGGGUUGCUGCUGCCUUCGGUAGCCGCGCUGGAUUUCGGCUACCACCACCAGGAAGAGAUGGAAGCAUUUUUGAAGAAUGUGGCCCAAAACUACAGUUCUAUCACUCGCUUACACAGUAUUGGGAAGUCUGUGAAAGGCAGAAACCUGUGGGUUCUUGUCGUGGGGCGCUUCCCAAAGGAGCACAGAAUUGGGAUUCCAGAGUUCAAAUACGUGGCCAACAUGCACGGAGACGAGACUGUCGGGCGGGAGCUCCUUCUCCACUUAAUUGAACAUCUCGUAACCAAUGAUGGAAAAGACUUUGAAAUCACAAAUUUAAUCCGCAGCACCCGGAUACACUUCCUGCCUUCAAUGAACCCAGAUGGAUUUGAAGCGGUCAUAAAGCCUGACUGUUUUUACAGUAAUGGAAGGGAAAAUAAUAACUACUAUGACCUGAAUAGAAAUUUCCCCGAUGCUUUUGAAUUUAAUAACGUGUCAAGGCAGCCUGAGACUGUGGCUGUCAUGGAAUGGCUGAAAACAGAGACAUUUGUCCUCUCUGCAAACCUCCACGGCGGCGCCCUGGUGGCCAGUUACCCAUUUGACAAUGGUGUUCCAGCAACUGGGACGUUACACUCCCGUAGCUUAACCCCUGACGACGAUGUUUUUCAACACCUUGCACAUACCUACGCUUCAAGAAAUCCCACCAUGAAGAAAGGAGACCAGUGUAAAAACAAAAUGAACUUUCCUAAUGGAAUCACAAAUGGCUACUCCUGGUAUCCACUCAAAGGUGGAAUGCAAGAUUACAACUACAUCUGGGCCCAGUGUUUUGAAAUUACGUUGGAGCUGUCAUGCUGUAAAUAUCCUCAUGAGGAGAAGCUUCCAUUCUUCUGGAAUAAAAACAAGGCCUCAUUGAUUGAAUAUAUAAAACAGGUUCACCUAGGUAUAAAGGGUCAAGUUUUUGAUCAGAAUGGGAAUCCAUUACCCAAUGUAAUUGUAGAAGUCCAAGACAGAAAACAUAUCUGCCCUUACAGAACCAACAAAUUUGGAGAGUAUUAUCUUCUUCUCUUGCCUGGGUCCUAUGUAAUAAAUGUUACGGUCCCUGGACACGAUCCAUACCUCACAAAGGUGGUUAUUCCAGAAAAAUCCCAGAACUUCAGUGCUCUUAAAAAGGAUAUUUUACUUCCCUUCAGAGGGCAACUGGAUUCUAUCCCAGUAUCAAAUCCUUCAUGUCCUAAGAUUCCUCUGUAUAGUGAUUUGCCAAGCCACUCAGCUGCAACAAAGCCUGGUUUGUUCUUAUUUUUAGUGACUGUCUUUCACAUAUUUGUCAAAUAAAGCAAAAUGUGAAACACAACCCCCAUCAUCACCUGGAAUCAGGGAUUACUCAUGCCAGGUUACUGCAACUCUGUUAAAUCCCUCUGUGGGACCUUGACUCAAGAAACGCCAUGGUCCUUCCCUAAGAAGAGAAAUGGUUGUUUUCAAACCACAACAAGCAAUGUGUGGUGAUAACAAAGGAAUGAUUUAAUCUUGAUGAAUGGAAGAAACCUACCUUUCAGGUACUGUCCACUACACUUAACCUUGAAGUUGUCUUAGAAAUUUAACUUGAGAAUCAAGAAAGAAGUUCCUGCAAGAAAAAAAUGGAGCAAAUUUUGUAUACAGAGCCAGAUGAAUAUAAGCAAUGAAGAUGAACAUUCACUGAUAACCUACUAUCUACAAAACCUGGCCAUGAGUGCUAUAUGUGAAGACAUAGUAAGUGCCAUAUGUAAUUACUUCUCAGCACAGGGAGAAAUGACAGGACUGGGAAUAUUUCACGUCACAGAUGUUCUAAGGAAAUAGGAGUGGAGAGAGGCAACCGUGUCUCAGGGCCCAAGAAAAACAAUAUGGGCCUGAUGGGAUGACAAGGUUCUAUAUACAGAGCCCCAAAACAACAGGUCAGUUAAACCUUUCCGCACUCAGAUGCCACAGUUUUGUUAUGCUGAGGACCGCCAAAUGUGUAACUCUAGCAUCUUGCCUGAGCCUCAAACUCAAGCCCAACUUCCCACUGUACAUAUCCACCUGGAUGUGACCCACUGGUACCUCAAACUCAUCAUGUUGAAAUGGGACAUAUUUUUCUCCCUGGAGCUGCUCUUCCCCCUGUAUUGUCUCUGGUUCCAGUGAACUAGAAACCCGAGAGUCAUCCUUGAUGCUUUCUCCUCCUCAGCCCGUAUAUUCAGUCAGUCACUAAAGAUUGAUGUGAAUUAUAAAUGUUGGUUGAUUCUCCCUCUCUCUGUGGCUGGUAACAUUGUCAGUUUAGGCCAUCAUGACUCACUGCCCCCACUGCAGCAGUCUUACUGGUCUCUUGCGCCCAGCCUUCUCCUCUUCAAAUCCAUCUUCACACAGCACUGGGGAGGAAGGUCUACUCAACAAGCAACAACAAUCAACUUGCUUAUAGUUCCUGUACACUUAAUGCACGGUUUGUGUCCCGUAUCUGAACACCAUUCUGACCCACCACUACAUUUUCUUUCCCACUCCUUUAAAACUCAGUUUAGGUGUCAACUCCUCCAGGAAGCCUUUGCUGACAUUCAUCCCUCCCAGUCAAUCUGGGAACCUUUCCUCUUUGGUACUCAAAUGGGUUACCUCUAUUAUGAAUUUACAACUGUAUUAUAAUCUUCUACUUUCAUGUGUGAUUUUCCCUAAUAGAAUGUGAGCUUUGAGGCCAGGGUCUAUUUAAUUAGUUUGAAAAAUUCAUUUUUUUUUUUAAUCUUCAGAGCCCAGUACUUAGUAGAAACUGAACGAAUGAGUGAACAAAGAGUUCUAUGAACCUACUACACCCAGUGUCUCCCAGAAACUUGUGUUGGGCUUUGAGUCAUUUUGUCAAAUGAGGUCCUAUGCUUUGGCAAUCUCUAGCUCAGUAGCAACACUGACAGAAGAGUUUUCAAAUACGUAUCAACAAAUAAAUUCAAAUAUGGUGGUGUUAUUACGCUUUGCAUUUAUCCUAAGGUUCAUAGUAAAUGUAUUAUGUUACCUGUUAAGAACACAAACUACCUUUUAAUCAGAAAACAAAAUUUUUACCAUUAGUACUCAAUUGAAACAACUGUUCUCCACUAUCAUGAGAGUUAACCUAUCUUAAAACAUUUUAUGUAAGAAUUAAGGGGGAAACAUCAAAACAAAAAAUAGCAACUCCUAAGCAGAUUUCUAAGUGCUAUGCAUUGCUCAUGGAAUAUGAGUUGCCUUGGUUCUUUAAAUUGAAAGUUCUCUAGGAUCUGAAAACAAAGCUAUGCUGUGCUUGGUAUGUGAUGAAUGCGUGAGAACCACAAAUGAGUGGGAGAUACCUGGGCACUUAGGAGCUAUUCCUGUGCCAAUCAUACUUGUUCAUCUAAACAGAAUUUGUAGCCUUUUUAUCUCUUAUAAAAUCUGGUAAUAACUUGAAUAUCUGAUUUUUUAUUUAAAUAAAUAAUUUAUUAUGUA